Molecule: messenger RNA, 632 nt
Organism: Amaranthus tricolor (Joseph's coat)
Lineage: Eukaryota; Viridiplantae; Streptophyta; Magnoliopsida; Caryophyllales; Amaranthaceae
Product: ferredoxin-2-like
Exons: 1
Coding region: 93-518 (141 amino acids)
Biological process (GO): electron transport chain
Molecular function (GO): electron transfer activity; 2 iron, 2 sulfur cluster binding
Source: RefSeq, a predicted model, not a curated record
AACACCUUCCUAAUCACCCUUCUAUUCUACCAGCAUUUCCCUUUUAACAAACUCUGUACAACACUCCUCUAGGUUACUAAAUAUAGUAAGUAAUGGCAUCAACAACUUCAAUGGUGGUAACCACUUUGAUGCCGAACCCUCAGACUCGGCCGAUGAUGAUGGCAUUGCCAAUUAACAUCGGCCAGGCCAUGUUCGGGCUCAAGUCCAGGGCUCGAGGAGGAAAAGCAACUGCCUAUAAGGUGACAUUAAUUACACCAUCGGGCAAGAAAACAUUUGAUUGUAAGAAUGAUUAUAUAUUGGACGUUGCUGAGGAAAAAGGCAUGGAUUUGCCUUACACGUGCAGGGCAGGUGCAUGUUCGUCAUGUGUGGGUAAAAUUGUAAGUGGAAGUGUGGACCAAUCAGACCAGAGUUUCUUGGACGAUGAGCAGGUAGCGGAAGGGUUUGUGCUUACUUGUAUAGCUAUUCCUACUAGUGAUGUUACUAUUAAGACUCAUGCGGAAAAUGAGCUUGAUUUUUAAUUUCAAAUUUAAUGUUUAAUCUCUUUUUGUUUGAAGUAUUUUUAGAUUUGAGAUAAUUUCAAAUUGAAUUUGCUUUUGUUUGUUUGAAAUAAUAAGAUUCAAACUCAGAUCGAA